This is a messenger RNA of Gambusia affinis (western mosquitofish), 1182 nucleotides long. RefSeq names its product matrix metallopeptidase 21 (gene mmp21). NCBI's taxonomy places the organism in Eukaryota, Metazoa, Chordata, Actinopteri, Cyprinodontiformes, Poeciliidae. Bases 1 to 1182 code for a protein of 393 amino acids. Gene Ontology annotation, biological process: proteolysis; collagen catabolic process; extracellular matrix organization. Gene Ontology annotation, cellular component: extracellular matrix. Gene Ontology annotation, molecular function: zinc ion binding; metalloendopeptidase activity. The transcript is spliced from 6 exons. The record is from RefSeq and is a predicted model, not a curated record.
AUGGCAUUUUCUAAGGAUGUUCUGAGGUGGCGGUUAAUUGGAGAAGGUUACAGCAGCCAGCUGACUGUUGAUGAGCAGAGAUACAUCUUCAGGUUGGCCUUCAGAAUGUGGAGUGAGGUGUCUCCGCUGGAAUUUGUUGAAGAUACCUGGUCACCAUUGGAGGAUGUUGAUAUCAAGCUGGGCUUUGGCACAGGAAGACAUCUGGGAUGUAAUCAAAAGUUUGAUGGUACUGGUCAGGAAUUUGCCCAUGCGUGGUUCCUGGGAGAUAUCCAUUUUGAUGAUGAUGAGUAUUUCACUGGUCCCAGUUCUCACACUGGUAUAAGCCUCCUUAAAGUAGCAGUUCAUGAGAUCGGCCAUGUUUUGGGGCUGCCUCAUAUCUACAGGCCUGGAUCCAUAAUGCAGCCCAGCUAUCUGCCCUAUGAAUCCAGCUUUGAGAUGGACUGGAUGGACAGGAAAGCUAUUCAGCAUCUAUAUGGUGGGUGUAAAGGCCGGUUCAGCACUGUGUUUGACUGGAUCAGGAAAGAGAAGACGCCCUACGGGGACAUAAGGAUCCGCUUCAACACGUACUUCAUGAGAGAUGGCUGGUACUGGCUGUACGAGAACAGAAACAACAGGACACGAUACGGGGACCCAGUCGCGCUGCAAAUUGGCUGGCAUGGGAUUCCCAGUGAUGGAGUAGAUGCAUACCCUGUCACUGUUGAAGGUCUGCAGUUCUGGAGAUACGACAAUGAGAACGACCGGGUGUUUAGACACGACUCUGAGGGUCGCCGGUAUCCGAGGCUAAUUUCUGAGGGCUUCCCAGGGAUUCCCAGUCCUAUUGACUCAGCCUUUUAUGACAGGAGAGACUCCCACAUCUACUUCUUCAGAAGAACUCAAGUGUAUGCAUUCAGCGUGGAAACAAACAGCUUGGCGAGUGGCUUCCCCAAACACAUCCGAGAUGUUUUCCCUCCAGUGGAGAGCGGAGACCAUCCAGAUGGCAGCAUCGACGCUGCCUACUUCUCCUACUCCCACAAUGCCCUCUUUCUGCUCAAGGGUACGCGCUUCUGGCGAGUGGUGGGCAGCCGCGAACGCUGGCGCCGGCCCUUUCUGCCGCGAAAUGGCUUGAUGCCACACAAGGAGGUGGAUCAGCAGUGGUUCGACAUCUGCGAUGUUCAUCCCACCUCGCUCAAACUAAGCCGCUGA